AUGAGCACACUUUUCAAAAAUCUUCGCGUUCAUCAGAUCUUUGGAGCCAACACCGAUGUCGGAAAGACAAUUCUCACUUCUGCUCUCGUUCGAGCCUCUACUAUAAAAAACAACACGGUAUACUACCUCAAACCAGUCAGUACCGGUGCACCUGAAGAUGCUGAUGAUGGACACAUCCAACGAUUUGCUGGACCACAAAAAAGCCUCGUUCAUACCGAGUGUCUGUUUCGUUUCGGAGAUCCAGUCUCUCCUCAUUUAGCUGUGAAGAUGGCAUCAGAUAAAAACGGAGAGACAGUUCGCAGUCCAACCGAUGAAACAUUUGUGAACUCUAUCGCGAGCUACAUCCGGAGGUGCGCGAUGGCCGAUCGUAUGGGACAUAUGUACAUCGAAACUGCAGGAGGUGUUCACAGUCCCACAUUAUCUGGAACGACUCAGGCAGAUGCAUAUCGACCAUUAUUCCUUCCUACGCUUCUUGUCGGUGACGGAAAAUUGGGUGGUAUCUCGUCCACGAUCUCAUCCUACGAGGCAUUGCUUCUACGGGGUUACAUCAUUGACGCCAUCUUACUUUUCCGAGACGAAUAUUACCGGAAUUUUGAAUACCUUACCCCUUACUUUGCCGAGCGAGGUGUUCGUGUUGUUACUGUCGAACCACCACCACCCAGAGCCGAAGAUACAGCAACAAAUGUCUCCAUUACAGAGGAAUACUAUUCCAGGAUUACUUCUACGAGUGGCGAUGGCCUAGUGUACGAUUUACUAUCUCAUCUAGAUGAUUGUCACAGUCAUCGCAUUGAAGAACUGCAGUCGAUGCGCCGUCGCACUCUUGACACAAUAUGGUGGCCAUUUGUUCAACACGGGCUAGUCAAGAGUGAAGAAGACGUCACAGUCAUAGAUAGCGCGUGGUCGGAUUUCUUCAGCGUGUACGAUGCACCUAAGGGAACACCCGGUAAUUCCAAUAAAAAUACAUCGCUUCUGGAACCUCAACUCGAUGGAUCUGCAUCGUGGUGGACGCAGGCACUUGGUCAUGCCCACCCUUCAUUGACGCAAGCAGCAGCGCACGCUUCCGGACGCUAUGGUCAUGUCAUGUUUCCCCAAGCCACCCAUCUUCCAGCUCUGAAGCUUGCCGAGCGUCUCGUCCAUGCAGGACCAGGUAAAGGUUGGGCCUCUCGAGCCUUCUUCAGUGAUGAUGGUUCUACCGGCAUGGAAGUCGCCCUUAAGAUGGCCCUACGUUCAUUUGCGGUCAAAGCUGGCACUACGCUCAGUUCAUCUGCAAAGAAAAAUCUGGGCAUAAUAGGACUGAAAGGUAGCUAUCAUGGCGACACUAUUGGUGCAAUGGAUGCUUGUGAAGAAGGCGUUUAUACCUGCGAGUGGCACAAUGCGAAAGGUUAUUGGUUUGAACCUCCCACCAUUUCCAUUCGACAAGGGGAAGUGACGGUCAGCCUUCCACCAUCUAUAUCCUCAUCGUCGGAUUCAUCCAAUCACGCCAUGCCAUCACUCUCUUCGGUCUACGACGUUGAAUCGCGGCUGCACACAUCCUUAGCCACGGUUUACAGACGUCAUAUUGAAUCCACACUGUCGAAUCUUAUGCACAAAGGCCAGCAGUUUGCCGCACUCGUAUUAGAGCCAUUAGUUAUGGGAGCUGGUGGCAUGAUCUUUAUAGAUCCUCUAUUCCAGCGGGUCAUGAUCGACGUCGUACGAGAUCCUAAACUCUUCCCAGCCAGAGACGGUCCACAAGAUCUCUCACAGGGCCUUCCAGUCAUCUACGACGAAGUAUUUAUUGGCCUUUACCGCCUUGGCUUUUUGAGUUCAACCUCUUUGCUUGGCGUAUAUCCCGAUAUCUCCGUCAAUGCAAAAAUUCUGACGGGUGGACUCGUUCCGAUGGCAGUAACCAUGGCCUCAGAGUCUAUAUUCCAGGCUUUCUGGAGCAAUCAUAAAACAGAUGCGCUACUUCAUGGUCACAGCUACACUGCUCAUCCAAUAGGAUGUGAAGUAGCAAACAAGACUCUUGAUUUACUGGAAAAAAUGACCGAUAGUGAACAAUGGAAGCAAGCGAAACAAAACUGGGUAGAGAAAAAUCUAGAGGAGGGAUCCAGCGAGAUUUGGAGCUUCUGGGACCGGGAUUUCAUCCACUCGUUAUCGCACUUAGAUGUUGUCAAUGAGGUAAUGGCACUGGGGACAGUACUUGCUAUCAAGGUCAAGGAUAAGCAAGCAGGGUACGGAUCGCACUCAGCUCAAAAGUUACUCCAGUCCAUCAAGUUCAGUCCAUCAGACGAUCCCCUGCUAAGUUCAGCACCUGGCGGAGCUCCUUUUGGUAUUCAUUUCAGAACUCUAGGCGAUGUCGCCUACUUCAUGACAAGUCUAAACACACCACGUGCAACGAUAGAGUCUAUCGAGAAUCGACUGUGGAAUACACUGUCCAAUGCUGGAAGUCCGUAA
Serpula lacrymans var. lacrymans S7.9 is the source of this 2433-nucleotide messenger RNA. RefSeq lists its product as uncharacterized. The transcript is spliced from 5 exons. Gene Ontology annotation, biological process: biotin biosynthetic process. The coding region runs from base 1 to 2433 and encodes 810 amino acids. The record is from RefSeq and is a predicted model, not a curated record. Lineage: Eukaryota; Fungi; Basidiomycota; Agaricomycetes; Boletales; Serpulaceae. Gene Ontology annotation, cellular component: mitochondrion. Gene Ontology annotation, molecular function: pyridoxal phosphate binding; S-adenosyl-L-methionine:8-amino-7-oxononanoate transaminase activity; dethiobiotin synthase activity.